Molecule: messenger RNA, 1233 nt
Organism: Lactuca sativa (garden lettuce)
Lineage: Eukaryota; Viridiplantae; Streptophyta; Magnoliopsida; Asterales; Asteraceae
Product: GDSL esterase/lipase EXL3
Molecular function (GO): hydrolase activity, acting on ester bonds
Source: RefSeq, a predicted model, not a curated record
GGAGACAUUCUUUCUUUCACGUGAUGCAGCCUGUAACUUUUAUGAAACUUACAUACUCUUCAUUAUGGCUCACCAUUAUCUUCUUCUCUCUUACUUUUUUUGGUGAUCAUGGUGGAGCUAGGGUGACAUUGCCACAAAAUGUAGUAGUGCCAGCAGUUAUAGCCUUCGGGGACUCGAUUGUGGAUCAAGGAGCCAACAAUAAUCUAAACACUUUGAUUAAAGCAAAUUUUUCUCCCUAUGGAAAGGAUUUUGUCGGUGGAAAACCAACCGGAAGAUUUACGAAUAAUAGGACCCCAGCAGAUAUGAUUGCUGAAGAACUAGGAGUAAAAGAAAUUUUACCCGCAUUCGAUGAUCUAUCUCUUAAUGAUAAAGAGCUUCUAAGUGGUUUAAGUUUUGCUUCCGGUGGCUCAGGAUAUGAUCCCGAAACUCCCAAGUUAGUGGGGGUUUUGUCUAUGGCAGACCAAUUAAACAAUUUCAAAGGAUAUAUUGAGAAGCUCAAAGGUAUUGUGGGGGAAGAAAGAACUCGAUUUAUAUUGGCAAAUAGUUUGUUCAUAGUGGUUGCAAGUAGCAACGAUCUUGCUAAUACUUACUUCACACUCGGUGUAAGGAAAUUGCAUUAUGAUAUAUCCUCUUACACGGAUUUGAUGGUAUCAUCGGCUUCUAACUUCAUACAGGAUAUAUACAACCUUGGAUCUAGAAGAAUUGCAGUCUUUGGUGCACCUCCAUUAGGGUGCUUGCCAGCACAAAGAACACUUAAUGGUGGUGACCUUAGAGUUUGUGCAGAAGAUCAAAACAAUGCAGCACAAUUAUACAACAACAAGUUACAACCAGAAGUUGAGUAUCUCAAUAGAACUCAUCUAGAAUCCAGGAUUGUCUACAUCGACAUAUACAACCCCUUGCUUGAUAUUAUGCAACACCCUGGUCAAUAUGGACUAGAAGUUGUGGAUAAAGGUUGUUGUGGCACUGGAAACUUAGAGGCUGCUAUUUUAUGCAAUCGGUUCCUCCCAACAUGUGUUGAUCCUUCAAAAUACCUAUUUUGGGAUAGUUAUCAUCCAACCGACAAAGGAUACAACAUCCUCAUGAAUCAAGUGGUAGGAAAAUAUGUUAAUGAUUUCUUUUAAGUUUAUAUGGAGGUAUUAAUAAAAGUUUGCAUGCAUUGUAAAACUUAGUGGACGAGCUUCCUUCUUGAUUUACCAAUUUCCAUAUAAUCAUCAUAUUCUUCAAUAGACUCAU